GAAUGAAACGUAUUGUGUAUUUGAGAGACAUAUCGAGUGUGACAUCAAAUCAAUUGAAUAUUAUAUAAAUAGUAAUGUCUUUCAAUUGAUUCAAUUGAUCCCAUUUUGUCUAACAAUGCUAACAAUGGACACCAAUGCUAAUGUUCCGGCAUUUAUCACCAAAUUAUGGCGAAUCGUUGAAGACGUAACAUAUAAUCAUCUGAUCCAAUGGAGUCAGAACGGCCGUAGUUUUAUAAUCCAUGAUCAGUCAAAGUUUGCCAAAGAGCUGCUCCCACUCUACUUCAAGCACUCAAAUAUGGCAUCAUUUAUAAGACAACUGAAUAUGUAUGGCUUUCGCAAAGUGUCAAACAUAGAGAACAGUGGUCUUCGAACUGAAAGAGAUGACAUCGAGUUUUUUCACCAUUUCUUCUCAAAAGACAAGGAACGGGAACUGGAAUUUAUUAAACGCAAGGUUCCCAUCAAAGCUACACCGAUCAGUAAAAGUGGUGAUUCCUCUGCAAAACCAGAUGACGUUAAUGAGAUGCUUCAGGACAUGGAGUCUAUUAAAGGAAAACAAGGAAAUAUGGACGUCUUGUUGACUAAUAUGCAGAGAGAGAAUGAGGCUCUUUGGAGGGAAAUCGCUAUUUUGCGACAAAAACAUCACAAACAACAACAAGUGGUGGAAAAACUUAUACAAUUUUUGGUGUCUUUGGUUCAAAAUCGUGGUCUUUUGAAUAUUAAGCGUAAGCCACAACUCAUGAUUGACGACACGGAUGAAAAUAGACAAUUGUUAAGAAAUAAGUUAAUUAAAAGAAGUGAUUUAAAUGACUUUACCUCUACUUUUGGUUCAACUGAUUCUCCAUCUAAUGGACCCAUUAUUCAUGAUAUAACUGAUGACUAUAUUGACGAUUCCAUUCAUAUUAAUGCAUCUAAUGUUAAUAAAAGUGUUAAUUUGAAUGAAAUACCACAAACACAACAAUUAGUGCUACCAGUGGUCACUACGAAGUUACAAAAUGAUACUUUAGGUCACUCAUCAAAAUCGGAUCCAUCUCUUGAUAUAUUAGAUCCGUUACAGGAGAGCAUUAAAGAAUUGGGUUUAGUAGCCGAAUGUCCGGUAUCGCAGUUGUCUAUUAUGGGCGACAACACCGAUGUCGACAGUCUUUUAAAGAGCUCAUUGAAUACGCCUCCAGCAACACCUUUGGUAAAUAAAAAUGAUGGAAAUGAAGGACAGACUCAACCAAAUGAAGUACAACCUAAUGAAGUGAAAGAUUUAGUUCUUUCCAAACAAAAUAACGACCAAAUGAUUACUCCUAUAUCACAAGGCGUUAUCAACGAUCACAUCGAUGGCAUUGAUGCUGAAUUGGAUUGGCUUCAGGAUCAGCUCAGCUCUGGUAUUAAUAUCGAUCCAUCGACUCUUAUGGGGGUAAGGCCUGAUCCAGGCAUAGGCUUGAAUGACAAUUAUUGGCUAAAACAGCUUUUCAAUAUGGAAGACGAUAACAAUUCAAGCAUUUACUCAAUGGUAACAAAUUAUCCAAACAAUGCUAUUAUUGGCAAUGAAGUCAUACAAUUCAAUCCAAAUGCUAAUUCUAUAUUCGAUGACUUAGAGCUGACAACCGGUAAUGAGGUAUCACAAGAUACAUUAUUAGAUGACUCUUUACUACCUGAGCUGGACCUCAAUAAUAUCGUAACUGAAAGUCAAGUUCAAAAUGAUAAACUCAAAGACGACCAGAUAUUGUCAUAAUUAUAGAAUUUAUCAAAUGUUUAGAUUUUUAAAUCAU
Molecule: messenger RNA, 1757 nt
Organism: Oppia nitens
Lineage: Eukaryota; Metazoa; Arthropoda; Arachnida; Sarcoptiformes; Oppiidae
Gene: Hsf
Product: heat shock factor protein-like
Exons: 7
Coding region: 116-1720 (534 amino acids)
Biological process (GO): regulation of DNA-templated transcription
Molecular function (GO): DNA-binding transcription factor activity; sequence-specific DNA binding
Source: RefSeq, a predicted model, not a curated record